AUGAGUUCACAAGCGGAAGCAUUAAACCAAGCGUCGCAAGCGGCGGUUGCUCACGCGCAAGCUAUGGAAAAACUUGCUGAAGCUUCUGACAUACAGGCAAGAGCUAUAGAUCGUCUAGCAAAUACAUUUACUACUAUGUCAGGUGUGACGCACGAGGUUAGAGAUGCAAUUGUUGACAUUGACGUAUCCUUAAAGAGGUUAUACACAGCGCCCACUUAG
Danaus chrysippus (African queen) is the source of this 219-nucleotide messenger RNA. NCBI's taxonomy places the organism in Eukaryota, Metazoa, Arthropoda, Insecta, Lepidoptera, Nymphalidae. The record is from the annotation of a GenBank genome assembly.